Poecilia reticulata (guppy) is the source of this 1622-nucleotide messenger RNA. The record is from RefSeq and is a predicted model, not a curated record. NCBI's taxonomy places the organism in Eukaryota, Metazoa, Chordata, Actinopteri, Cyprinodontiformes, Poeciliidae.
GGGGACCCCACCCUAGGAAGCAAGAAUUUUAUUUCAGGGAUUCAAGCCUCUGUCACAUCUGACAAAAGCUGGACAAGAUCUCGUGCUCAGUCAUCACAUCUAUGUAAAUGCUGAAGAUCUGAGAGAGUCAAGAACUGAAGACGAUGAAGGGGAAGAAGACAAACAUUCAAGUGAUACAAAGGAAACCAACUACACUGACCUCAGAUGCGAACUUCAUACAACCCAUUGCUUUAAACAAACCCAAAGCCAGACUAACAGCAAGUGAUACAAUCAUACCAGCAGGGGGCAGUGUAACACUGACCUGCUCUGUGGACAUCGAUGAAGGCUGGAAGAUUUACUGGUUCAGACAAAAGUCAGUGUCUUCUACAGCUCGAUCCAUCAGAAGCAAUAAACCAGAUGGAUUCCUCAGCGUCUCAAAUGAAGGUGUUUACAGCUGCAGAGGAGGAAGAGAAGAUCCAGUUUUCUACACUGAAUACAGCUCAAAGGUCACCAUAAAUGAAACUGUAGCUGUAUCCAGGCCGUUCAACUCUUUAUUUCCUGUCAUGUUGAUCGUUGGGCCAGUUGUUGGAAUCGUUCUCAUUAUUCUCAUGAUUCUCCUGAUCUUGUUGUGGCGCUGCAGACGGUCCAAAGAUUUAAGCAAUAUCAGAUUGAAUCAAGCAGAGACCCAGAAUGACGGUUCUGUUUACAGCUCUCUGCUUCAUGGUGACUCUUCCCUCUAUGAGACAAUCCAACUCAGCAGAACCUCAGGAAACGUUUCAGCAGAGAGGAUUCAUCAUCCAGCAGAAGAUCCUGACUAUGAUAAUGUUGACCAAGGAAAAUAACUCUGCAGCAACAGAAGCAGCAGUGCUGAAUGAUCCUCCUGCAUGAGUGAAACGCUGUUUCCUGGGAUAGUCUUGUGUUUUUAUAUGGUUUUACUGCAAAUCUGUAAACUAAAAUGGAUUAAAAAAAAAUUUUUUUUGCUUACAUGCACUGUUCAUUAUCUAUCAGUGUGACAAGUGUUUCAGUGUGUUUACCAUUUUUCCCUUAUUCUUAUUUUUGAUUCAUUUAUUCCUUCUGUAGUUGGUCAUAAUGCUUACAUUUAAACAUUAUUUUGCAACUUUGCUUCACUCUCUAUCCCGGGUUUGUUUGUGUUAGCAUUAUGUUGUAGUUUCCAUCUAUGUAUAUGUUUUGGUUAAAGCUAAUGCUUCUGGACCAUUGAAUGAAUUUGUUUCUUUUGUUUCAAGGUAAAUUACUUGUUUUCCUUUUCGCGUGUCCUUUGUAGAUCUGCAGCAGGGCAGGUGCAUGGGAGGGGCCGGCCCAGUAUUUCCUGCUUAAAUGGCUGGAUGAUGUCAUCGAUUACAUGGCUGGGUUCUCCCAAUUACAGUGUUUUCUUUUGUGUUUUGUUUUUUCUUUACAGGAACAUUUUGAAUUGUCCCUUAUUACAUGGUUUCUUUUGAAGACCAUUUAAUUUUGUAAAUGAGUUUGUAAAUUAGAUUAAUAAUCUUAUUACCAUUUCUCUGUCUAGAUUUUGUUUGGUUUGACUUGUUUCAUUGUGGUUUAGUCCAAUCAGAGCCAAAUAAUGUAAUAAACUUAAUCAGAAGAAUCUGGAACCGGUGGCUAGUGCUGUUUGUUUUGUUCACCUU